AUGGAUAUUUCACCCGAAGUUCUUGUUUUUCAUGCCCCCUUUUCCGAGCAGGCUACCAAGCCAUUGGUGUUGAAAAACACAUCGGAUCGCAAACUGGCUUAUAAGAUCAAGACCACGGCCCCGAAACUGUACUGUGUGCGACCCAAUGCGUCGGUUAUUGAGGCCGGUCAGACGAUUGAGGUGUCGAUUAUCCGUCAAGCCAAGGACCAGCCCAAGCCUACUGAAAAGUCCAAGGACAAGUUUCUUGUUCUGACAGCACCUGUUUCGGACGAGAUUCUCGAGAAUUCCGACAUUUCAAAGCUGUGGGCUACUUUAGAGGAGACCAGCAAGGACACCAUUGUUAACAAGAAAAUCAAGGUCAACUACGAGUUCGGUACCGACUCUACAGGUUCUUCAGGAUCGCACCAUGGUGAAACCGGUGCUGCAACCAGUGGAUCCGUUGGAUCAGGCUCGUUGUCAUCUGCUGCUACUGGCACUUCGGAGUCUGGUGAUAGCAGCAGAUCGUCUGGUUUGCCCGUCAACUCACAUGCUUCUGCUUUGGCUGCUGCCACAUCGCAAAGUGAGGGUGCCGGUAACACCAGCAUCAUCGACCCCUCGCAAUACGGUACUCCACUUCGAGGAGGUCACAGCGAUAAUGCCGGUGCCGGAUCUGUUCUAGGAGGUGGUUCUUCUGGUGACGGUGCUGGAUCGAGUCCUGUGAAUGCUACUGCUGCUGGUAUUGUUGCUGCUGCUGCUGGCGGAGCUGCCACUGGCUCGUCAUUGUCUAAUGGUUCCAGUGGUGAAUCGACUCUCAAGUCGCGAAACAUCCCUAGUUCUGCCGAUACAGACCGAGCCUCUCAACGAGCCCAGGAACAAAUCUCGUCUCAAUCCAAGGAAUUGAAGGCUGCUGCUGCUGCUAACAGCUCGUCAUCCACCAGCGGAUCUGCCAAUGAGCCUGGAUUCAAGUCGUCACAACCCGGCUCGUCCACCGCUGUCCGCCAGCAACCAUCUUCGGGCGUCCCCCUCCACCUGGUCCUCGCUCUCGCCCUCGUUGCCUUUUUCAUCGGCUGGAAGCUAUUCUAG
Sugiyamaella lignohabitans is the source of this 1062-nucleotide messenger RNA. RefSeq names its product phosphatidylinositol-binding protein SCS2 (gene SCS2). Gene Ontology annotation, molecular function: FFAT motif binding. Bases 1 to 1062 code for a protein of 353 amino acids. The record is from RefSeq and is a predicted model, not a curated record. Lineage: Eukaryota; Fungi; Ascomycota; Dipodascomycetes; Dipodascales; Trichomonascaceae. Gene Ontology annotation, cellular component: plasma membrane; endoplasmic reticulum membrane. Gene Ontology annotation, biological process: endoplasmic reticulum membrane organization. The transcript is spliced from 2 exons.